Messenger RNA from Ciona intestinalis (vase tunicate), 2298 nucleotides. Lineage: Eukaryota; Metazoa; Chordata; Ascidiacea; Phlebobranchia; Cionidae. The record is from RefSeq and is a predicted model, not a curated record.
AAAUACCUGCGAAAUAAUAAUGCCAAAGCGGUUUAGACGAUAAAAACAGUAAACACUUGACGCAAAAAUUACGUACAAAAGUCUACAACAUUUACUCCGAGCUAUUUCACUAUGUUUAGACUAAAAGUAAACGUAUUUCAACCAUUUCUGCAUAUACUAUAUUGUAUGGUAUACCAUGACUCACUUUUUGCAAUAAUUAAACCCAUAACAAAGCUAAAACCUGUCAAAAACGCCACAAAAUACAAAGCUGGGUAAUAAGCGGUUUAAAAUGCGCGCGCUCUUACAAUAAUGACGUCACUUCUCUUUUUGAAAAGUGGGAAAUCGCGAAUCUUGAUUGGUUGAUUUUGUCUAGAGAUAGAAAUAGCAUAUACAAUUUUUUUUACAAAAGUCUGUGUCAAGAAAUAUAUAUAGGAAAUUUUAACAUAUGUGUUGUCCAAAAAUGUAACACACAAACUGUUUCACUAAUAAUUUUACAACUAUAAACAACUUUUACUGCAAAACGCACCUCAUGCACGAACUGCUUUGAUUUGCGCGGCAAAGAUAACUGCAACAGCAUAGUAAAAUUCACGUGUUGUCCUCCAAAUCCAACUUAGCACCAUGCAAGGUACAGAUUUAAAAGAUGCUGCUGAUAUAAUUAGAUUCAACCCACCGCUUUAUAUACAACGCUACAAUAAAGUAUUGGAAAUCCUCUCUACUUUAAAACCAGAAAAGGUAGUAGACUUCGGCUGUGCCGAAUGCAAGUUUAUAAACCUACUGCGACGAGAAGAAUAUGUGAUAGAAAUAUGCGGGGUUGACCUGGAUGGGAAUUUGCUAAGUGAGUCUUCAUUCAAGUUGGAGCCUUUAGCAUCAGACUUCCUUUAUUUAAGGCACAACCCACUUACAAUACGGCUGUAUCAGGGGUCUGUAUCAGAGUUUGACACAAGAUUAAGAAACUUUGAUGCAGUAGUUUGCAUUGAAUUAAUUGAGCACUUGCUGCCAAAAACACUCAAAGACUUUCCUAAAACAGUAUUUAGUUGUAUUCAGCCUAAACAUGUUAUUAUUUCAACACCAAACUCUGAUUUCAAUGUUCAUUUCAACUUGAAUGGCUCUUUUCGACACUGGGAUCACAAAUUUGAGUGGACCAGAGAACAAUUUAAAUCAUGGUGUGAAGGUAUAUGCACCAAAUACCACUAUUCUGUUGUAUUUGAUGGUGUUGGAACAGCCCCUGAAAAUAGACCAAGUUUUGGGCAUUGCAGUCAAUUUGCAAUAUUCACAAAGCUUGAAAGUGACAGAUUCAGUGAUGAACAAAAGGGUGGUGCAGAAAUUUUAAAUCUUGUGGCAGAAAUGGUUUUUCCUUUCCAAGCAAAAGGAGAACAAGUUAAAAAGAAACUGAUUGGUGAUGUUUUAAGGUGUGUGGGCGAAAUUGUAGCUGCUUGUGUUCUGGCCAUGAAACCAAAGGUUUUGGUUGAAUGUGAAGAAGAGGACAAGUUUCUUUGCAGGAAGAAUGAGUAUGCACAAUCAGGGUGGGAUCAAACUAGCAAUAACUUUAACCAGAACUUUACCGAAGUCGAAAUUGGCCAAUUCAGUGAUGCUGAAAGUUCUGAGGAGUGCAUAAAUGAAAGCAAAACAAACUUAUACAAUAUCCCAGCAAUGCCUGUUGCUGUGAUGCCAUAUAACAAAUCCCUUGACUACUUCAAUAGGUUAAGUAUGUGGGCAAGAAGAGAUCACACAAUAAAUCCAAAACAAUUUGAAUCUGUGGAGGAUGACACAGAAAAAGAAGAAGAUUUUUCACACUUUAAUGUUACUCCAGGCCACCCGUUAAAGUUAGGUUCACAUUUACCAUAUACGUUUCAGUUUUAUGAUGGAAAUUUACACAAUUUUCAAACAAAGCACAAGGAGGAUGUAAUUUAUGGCAAUGAAACAUUUACAAGAAUCCCAUUGACAUGUCUAUGCAAACAUUAUCUUCUGAAGCAUUUGAAUGACAUUGUAAUACAAAAGUUGGUAGGGGGAAAAGCAAUUGAUGGUAUUAAUUUAAAUGAAACAGAAGAUUGUUUAAUUGCAGAAAACACCAAGUUUUAUGAUGAUGCAGAGGAGUCUGACUCGAUCAUGUCUACCUCCUUAGAUGACCUUAACUAUCCACACGAGAAUUACCAAGACGGUAAUUUAAAUGAUAUAAACACUUUCAAUGAAAAAAAUUGGGAUAGUGAAUAAAACAGAAGAACUUCUGUAAGCUGUAACCUUAUAAUUUGUGGACAUCAUAUCUAUCUUCAAUAAAAUUAUAAAAAUUAUUUGCAUAGUGACAGCAUGAACAAAAUAAAU